AUAUAUUUGUUGUAAUACAGUCCAGUACAAUCAUACAGAAUCUGGAGUGAUUAGUUAGUACGCCAGUUCUUAAGAAUAUCACGAUCUCUUUAAAUCAAUUUCGAAUAAAUCCUAGAUAAAUCAAGUUCCUCGCAAUCAAAAACAGGAAUAUGGCUGAAAUUGAAAGAUAUAUCAACGUUUUCACUAGCGCCAUCGACAGGUUUUCAAAGCACUUGCACAAAGAGUUGAGGAAACACAAUGACAAUAGUUUAUUUUCGCCUUUCGGCAUCCACACAUUUCUGACUCUCCUUUCUCAGGAUUCCUGGUUUUACAACAAAGAUAUUUUCAAUAGAGCAUUGCACCUCGAAGUUAAUACCGCAUCUACACAUUACAAAGACAUGUUCGAUGUUUUUAGCAAUAUUAAUAAUUUUGUGAUUGCUAAUGCGUCCUUCUUGAAGUCGAACCAAGUUCAGGAAGUUUUCAGAAACCGCCUCAGGGAUAAAUUUGCUAGUGAAGUAAACUUCUUGGAUUUUACCACGGUUAUAAACACUUGGAUCUGUGAUAUGACCCAUCAGAAAAUUAUACCAUUUAUCAGUUUGAGAGAUGAUGUGAAUUUUACGUUUUUAAAUGCCACACGCUUUAAAAGUAACUGGACUGAACCAUUUUCCACGGAAGAUACGUUGCCCGCACCGUUUUACUUGAACGAACAAAACGUGGUGCAGGUUCAAAUGAUGAGGAAGAAAGGAAAUUUUUAUUUUGAGAAUUAUGCACCCCUCGACGCAAAAAUUUUAAAAUUACCAUUUGAGGGUAAUACUGUAAGCCUUGUAGUCCUUUUGCCCGGGAAAGGUACAAAUAUUAAUGAAUUUAUACAGAAAAUUUUUUUUGACUAUAAUAUUACACAAUUCAUAAGGAAUAUGACUAAACAGGAGGUGCAUGUUUCACUUCCGAAGUUUAAAAUGUAUGAAAAUUUAGAAUUGAAGCAAUAUCUGAGUAAGAUGGGGUUAGAUGAUGUAUUUCAUGCCAACCUGAGUGACGUGAUUGACGGUGAGGAGCUCACUUGCGAUGAAAUCCAACAGAAAGUGUAUUUAGAAAUAAAUGAAGAAGGAGCCGAAGCUGCUGCAGGAAUGGUAUCGACUGUAACCACAGCUUCCGAUGAGGAGGUGCCUCCCAAGGGUGGAUUAAUUAUUUACGAAGCAAAUAUAUCUUCCGAAAUCACCAACCGUUUUGCGAAGACUAAGGUGGUAUGGAGGGUGAAAAACACCAACAAGAAAGCGGCAGAUGCAGACUUUAAAGUCAUUCUAACCGAUAUGGCUUUCAUUACGGACUUUGUCAUGGAAAUCGAGGGCAAAAGUUACAAAUCAUACAUAAAAGAAAAGAAGGAAGCAAAAAAUAUUUAUAACGAAGCAGUGGCAGGUGGGCAUAGUGCGGGGCUCGUCGAAGCAAAAACGAGAGAUUCUAAGGAAUUUACAGUGUCUGUAAAUCUAGAGCCCGAUUCUGUGGUGGUAUUUUCUUUAACUUACGAAGAAAUGCUCCAAAGGGUCCACGAUCAAUACGAACUGGUGCUGAAUAUUUGUCCUGGGCAAAUCGUGGAUGAUUUAAAUGUUGAGGUUCGCAUUAACGAGAGUCGACCCCUGAAAUUUGUAAAAACGCCACCUCUGAUAUCAGGAAAUGACAUGAAUACGUCGGAGUACGAUCAAAUUCUCGAUCCUCUGUCGGAUAUUAAAAUAAUAAAUCAAAGAACGGCUUCCAUCAAGUUCCAUCCUAACGCGGCAAGGCAAAGAAAAAUGACUCACUUUUUGGGAAAUAAAACAAACGAUGGCUUGUCAGGUCAGUUCGUCGUACAGUACGACGUAGAAAGGGAACCCCUCAACGGAGAAGUACUGCUUCAAGAUGGUUAUUUCGUUCACUUCUUUGCCACGAACGACCUAGAUCCGUUACCCAAGCAUGUUAUUUUUGUGUUGGACACUAGCGGGAGCAUGCAGGGACGGAAAAUUAAACAGUUGAAAGACGCUAUGGUGAAUAUUUUGAGCGAUUUACACAAAGAAGACAUGCUGAGUAUUAUCGAAUUUAACAGUGACGUUAUCAUUUGGGAUGUCGACUCGAAACGAUCAGCUACCGUACCUGCACAUAAAAUAACAGAUUUCAAUGAUCCUUUUGCCUCUUUACAAAAAUGUAUAUUGGCAGAUCCGCGAGUCGUUAGUGACGAUAUUAUAAAAAAAGCAAAGGAGGUUGUUCAAAAUAUUACAGCCACCAGUAGCACCUUCAUGAUUGGCGGUUUGGAAACGGCUUUGUAUCUAGUGAAAACAGGACAACAGAAUAAUAAAGCCAGAGAUCUGAAACUUCAACCCAUUAUAGUAUUUCUAACCGAUGGAGAACCUAACGUCGGUAUUAAUUCAACAGAGCAUAUUACUGAACUAGUAACGCGUUUGAACGUGGAUAUCAAGGCGCCUAUAUUCUCUCUCUCUUUUGGAAAUGACGCAGAUAAAAACUUCCUGAGAAAGUUAUCUUUAAAAAAUUUGGGUUUUUCGAGGCACAUAUACGAAGCCGCCGACGCCUCUUUGCAGCUGCAGGAAUUCUACAAGCAGAUAUCUUCCCCGCUCUUGCACGACAUCAAGUUCCAGUACGAUGCGGAAGUGGCGGAAGUCACGAGGACUUGGUUCCCCAUUUAUUUUAAGGGCUCUGAAUUUGUUGUUGCGGGAAGAUGUGGAGAACAAAUAUUUCCGACUACCAUCCAUUGUUGCGGAUCCCACGGUGCGGUGGUAAUAAGCUCAGCCAUGGAAAAUCCGGCAACGUCCCUGGAAAGACUCUGGGCCUACCUCACCGUGAAACAGUUGUUGGAUGAAAGGGAUUCCUCGGCAAAUCCUGGAGAGUUAAUAAGAAAGGCCGUUAAUUUGGCGCUUAAAUACAAUUUUGUGACAGACGUAACGUCUCUGGUGGUGGUAAAGCCGAACGAAACUGCUCCUGUCGUUGAAAAUCGUUUUUCAUAUAUCGAUCGUAGAGAAAUGUCCCUCUUAUGUACAUCAUUUCCUGAAGUCCAGUGUAGCUUUCGGAGACAAAGAAAACGUCGAAGAAUGGAGAUGGAAGAAUUGUGUGUAGUAUUUCCUGAAGCCCAGCAUACUGAAGAAAUGUGCCCGAUAAAUUUCUCUGCAGCAUCUCCUGUUAACCAGUAUUAUUGUAAUGACAAAGAAAGUGGGACAGAAUCAGACUAUUGCUCUUUAAGUUUCGACAUGUGUAGCAAAUCGAUUGGUGGCCAACUUGAAGGGACAGGAGCACAUAGCGAUUACUUUAUGGAUUGCAGCUUUCCUUACGAAUCAGUUAGUGGCCAACUGCAAGAUAUGGAGUCAUCUGAUCCUGGAAAGAAACCUGUCGAGGAGUUUACAGCCGACCACCCCUUCUUGAUCUUCUUGCAAAUAGAGAGAGACGAUGCUGUUUUGAUACUUUUCCAGGGCUGUAUUUUCAAGCCCAGUUAUUAAUUGCGACCAGCUUGCGCUAUAAACUCUUUCUAAUGGGAAAUACUUCAGUAAGACCUGUCUCUCGAUUGUUAAAGCAAUUUAGAAAUUUCAAACAUCGUUUCUCGACAAUAGUAACAAUGAAAACUCACAUAACGUUCUUGAGUUUUCUUAACAUCUAUCAUUACACUGUGUUGGUAUGACAUUAUAUGAGUCAGUUACUGAUUUCAUAUGUAAACCAAAGCCCACCAGGGCAAGUGUUACGGUUUCGUGUUUAAUUCUCAUUCGAACAGAUUAUCGACUUGCUGGGGUUGCUGGUCAGCUGAUUAGAAAAUGGCUUAUAUUUUGCAGCAUUGGAAAGAAUUUAUCACUUAUGUACGGUGUGUUUUGUUGAAUAAGUUCCAGACUAAUCUGAUUUGAUAGAAUGACAUUUAUCGAUAAAACGAUUCGAUUGCAAAUUGACAUUAGUGUCGUCAGUUGACAGCUACAUCUGUCAACCGUCAACAAAAUAAACAGUAAACAGUCUUUGUUAUUGUUUAUGUUACCGUACGCAGUAAUGGAGUUGUCAUUGGUUCAUUAAUUGUUAAAUAGUAGAUAGGUUGUUUUAUCCUUUACAUAUAUCAUUCAUAACAACGAAUAUUUUUUUAUUGAUUUAGGUACUUUGAUACAGAAUUAUUAAAGCUGCAUAAAUGUUUGUAUAUGAACCUUUAGAUGGCAAUGUAACUCACUGAUUGACAAAACAACCUUACAUUGCUCCCCUCACUCUUCUCAAAUAAUUCCAGUCAUUCCGUUCCAUGUCACACAACCAGAAUAACAGGUCAUUAAGACGACCAUUCUGCAAAAUCAGUUCUGGACUCGAUCCAAUAAAACGCACCUUUAGAUGUAAGGAAGAUACUUUUUUUACUAGUUAGUUAUAAAUAAAUAUAUUUUAUACAAUAUUU
Anoplophora glabripennis (Asian longhorned beetle) is the source of this 4369-nucleotide messenger RNA. Its product is annotated as inter-alpha-trypsin inhibitor heavy chain H3-like. The coding region runs from base 150 to 3452 and encodes 1100 amino acids. NCBI's taxonomy places the organism in Eukaryota, Metazoa, Arthropoda, Insecta, Coleoptera, Cerambycidae. The record is from RefSeq and is a predicted model, not a curated record. The transcript has 19 exons.